GACAUGAACUACCCCUUGUCCUACUAUUACAUUAAUUCAUCGCACAACACCUACCUUACCGGGCAUCAGCUGAAGGGAGAAUCAGCCGUUCACCUAUAUUCGCAGAUCCUGAUACAGGGGUGCAGGUGUGUUGAACUGGACUGUUGGGACGGGGACGAUGGCAAUCCGGUCAUCUACCACGGACACACUCUUACAACAAAAAUUUCCUUCAAAGCGGUGGUUGAAACGAUAAACAAACAUGCCUUCAUAACAUCGCCCUAUCCCGUCAUACUCUCUGUCGAAAAUCGCUGCUCAAUAACCCAGCAACAAAAAAUGGCCCAGAUUUUUAUUGAAGUGUUGGGUGAAAAGUUAGUAAGAGAGGUACUGCCAAGCGCAUUUACAAAUGGUGAACCCCUCCUGCCAUCACCCAACCAACUCAAAUAUCGAAUUCUCAUAAAGAGCAAGAAACUUGAACUAGUCAAUUUCUUAACAAACAAUCAAGUUAAAUCGAAAAUGAAAUUGAAAUCGGAAACUUCCAUUUACGACAGCGAAAGUGAUCAAAUCUUAAAAUCUAAAAAAAAGAAAAAAAUGGACAUAGCGAAGGAAUUUUCUGAUUUAGUCGUUUAUCUGCAGACCGUGAAAUUCAAAGCUGAAUGUUACCAAGUUGCAUCUCUCGGGGAGAACAAAGCGAAACAAUUGUGUCGCAAGCACAACGACUCAUUCGUCGCAUAUCCUUUCGAUUUUAUAGCAAAAGUCAUCCGCACCUACCCAGCUGCUCGAAGGAUAGACUCCUCCAACUUCAACCCCAUCCCAUUCUGGUCUUCAGGCAUUCAAAUGGCUGCCUUAAACUUUCAAACUGAAGGUAAUAUUUGGUUGCAGGUGAACGCAGCAUUAUUUGAACAGAACGGAAAUUUGGGUUACGUAUUGAAACCGAAACACAUGCGACCUCAAAAAAGUUCUAUUUUUACACCACUGGAAAACCCCACAUCUACCCCUACUUCCUUCUACACUUUGUCCAUUCUGCUGAUAUCCGGUCAGUACCUCUGCCAGAACAACCAAAACGGCAGCCCCCAGGUUGAGAUUCAACUGAUCGGCGUUGAAAAUGACUGUGCCAAAAUUAAGAGUAAGGUCAUUCAGACCACUGGCUUCAACGCUGUCUGGAAUGAAACUUUUGUUUUUCAGGUAACUUCGUGA
This is a messenger RNA of Helobdella robusta, 1173 nucleotides long. RefSeq lists its product as hypothetical. The record is from RefSeq and is a predicted model, not a curated record. Gene Ontology annotation, molecular function: phosphatidylinositol-4,5-bisphosphate phospholipase C activity. NCBI's taxonomy places the organism in Eukaryota, Metazoa, Annelida, Clitellata, Rhynchobdellida, Glossiphoniidae. The transcript is spliced from 9 exons. The annotation marks the transcript as partial. Gene Ontology annotation, biological process: phosphatidylinositol-mediated signaling; lipid metabolic process.